AAAAAAGAAAACUGCGCAACGAGAGCUUAACAAUGAAUGUGCUAUGCGUUUGUGGUGAUCGGCUCGCGUCGCAAUUAUUUUGCCCCUUUUUUUUUUGGAACGAAUUAUUUUGCCCCUGUUCGUGCGUGCAGCGCGCCUGCUGGUACGGUCUCCGUCACAUUUUUUUUAAUCUUUUUCAGCGUCCUUGGCGUUGGUGACUGUCGUGGACGGAUGGCGCUGCUUUACUCUGUCCCCCCUCCAACGACCCGCGAUGUUGACCCACGGCGGCGGCGGCGAGCUCCGCCGGCAGCGCGGCCGUCCUCGCCGGAUAUUUGCUCAGCCUACGGCGCAGCUCCUCGGCGGAACCCUCCAAGGUGAUUACGCCUCCUCCCACUGCCCCCAUCUGAAUCCGCACACGCGCGCCCCCUAGGGCCCGAUCAGAGGAUGUAAUAGAGUUCUCAAGAAAAUUAGGGGCGGAUCUCUUUGCAAUACUGCAAGUGUUGUCAUCUGCUUCUGACUAGGAAGGAUUAGAAUUAGCGUGAUGUGUCAAGUAGUAGGAAGCAUCAAGCAUGGUUACAAGGACUAAAUGUUUGUGGAUUCUGCUCAUGUUUCCAUAGUAGUCUUUCUGCAUAGAUGCCGAGAUGGAUAAGUAUGGGCUUCCAUUUAGCACUUGAUAGUAUAUACGGUACUACCGUAUUGCUGGAUUGACGACCCGAGGCAAGGCGCUUGGACUUAUGAUGAGAACAGAACUCAAUGUCUACAGGGUACGACCAUAUAGGGUUAGGGACUUUAGGGUGCUGCUGUUACAAAUGCUUGCUAUUAACUACCACUAGAGGCUAUACUACUCUUACUAAAGAUAGAUACUCUCCGCUAGGAUUAGUAUACUCUCUCCAUUUAUACCUCCAGGAUGGACCGUUGAAUUGUACUAUUACUAUUGGUAUAUGCCUUUGAGUCGUGGCUUAGGGACUAGGUUUGGCGUAAUAUGCCAAAUGAUAAAUUUGGGACAUUUUUCCUUAGUUUCAUAUAUAUCUUGUGCAUAGAUUCACAAGUACUUCUACUUCAUUGUUUCUCAUUGACUACCCAUGACAACGGGCUUGGACUCUGGUUACUUUGGUUCAAACCGAACUCUGACUUUACGUGUGAAGUGAACAUUUUUUUUAGAAAAGGCAAUACGUACUAAUAUUCCAACCUUCCAUGUGAAGUGAACAUAGAGUUUACUUGCUUUCUUUCACUGAUGCAUGCCUAAGCGACUCCACAUAUGGGAGCUUCAAAUUUGUUAGAGUGCACUGAUUAUAGUAUGUGUUCCAUGGCUAGCCUGCUGGUGCUCUCUGCAGCAUCCAUGGUCUGUUGAUGUGUUCGUGAGCAUGCAGGGUGCUGCAUGAGCAGCUUGCUGCACCACCAUCCCUUCACCAAGCUGAGGUCAACCCCCCAGCAGUGCACUGCCCCUUAUCCACAGAGAGUUCCAUUUCUGCCGCUUCAACUGCUCUGACCAGUUAUGCCAGCUAGAUUUGGCUAUAACUUUACUAGCAACCACCAAAAUACUCCUAUAUGCUCUCCGUUUGUACCAUUAGGGGAUGCCAAACACUGGACUUUGCCACUGUGAUGCAUCUGAAGAUAAGACGAAAGCCCUUGCAAGCCUCUGUCCACUAAUAUAUUCUAUUCCGCUUCUCCUGUCAACAUCCUGUUCAAGGGUGCUGCUGAAUGGUGUCCCAAACCAGCCGAUCCGCCAUGGACGAGGGUUGCGACAAGGCGAUCCGCUAUCGCCAUUAUUGUUUGUCAUUACCAUCGACCCAUUGCAAAAACUUCUUUCCUUAGCGACAGAAAGGGGUAUCCUCAGUAAAAUCAGAGGCCGAACACCAGGCAUUCGAAUCUCGAUGUACGCGGACGAUGCGGCAUUGUUCCUAGCGCCGAGGCAAAAUGAGGUGUCUGCCCUGGCCGAGCUACUCACCUUUUUUGGGGAAGCAACUGGACUGAAGACAAAUUUUCAUAAGUCCACGGUUGUGCCAAUCGACUGCGCCGGUUUAAAUAUGGCCACCAUUUUAGGACAUCUGCUAGCCAAGCAAUCUCAUUUUCCAAUCAAAUAUUUGGGCCUACCUCUAACCACUGCUCGUUUAAGGAGUGACUUUCAACCACUUGUAGACAAAACAGUGGCAAAGCUCAAUGGUUGGAACGGGAGAAAUCUGAGUCCUGCUGGGAGACUCACUUUGGUCCAGUCGGUUCUAACACCUCAAGUUAUUUAUUUCUUGUCAGCACUAAAGCCUCCGAAAGCUACGUUGGAAGAGAUUGACAACAAACGAAGGCAAUUUCUCUGGGCUGGCACAGAAAGGUUAACUGGUGGAAAGUGCAAAGUCAACUGGAUAAGGACGGCAAGAUCAAAGAAGAAUGGAGGCUUAGGUUUCUACACCUGAAAAAAUUUGUGCGAGCACUCCGCUUACGAUGGUUGUGGCGAGCUUGGAAGCCGGAUAAUAAGCCUUGGAUAGGAGAAGAGAUCCCUUGAAAUGACACGGAUCGACUUCUUUUUGCUGCAGCAACAACUAUUAUAAUUGGGGAUGGGAGGAAAACACAGUUUUGGGACAGCGCAUGGAUGCAAGGCUGCAGGCCAAGGGAUGUGGCACCAUCAUUGUUUGAAAUUUCAAAGAGAAAAAACAGAACACUAUAUGAAGCUUUACAUGCUAACACCUGGAUCCGAGACAUUGAUCUCCAGCACCCAACCUUCUCAGCUCAUCAUUUUGCCGAGUUCGUGCAGGUUUGGAAAGAGACGCAGCAAAUACAUCUAAGGUCAGGUGUACAGUAUGAAAUUGCUUGGAAGCUAACUGAUCCAAGCAAUAUUCAGCAAGCUCAGCCUACCAUGCACAGUUCUUGGGUGCUAGUAGUCCAAACUUCACUGAACUCAUCUGGAGAGCCUGGGCGCCUCCGAAAUGCAAGUUUUUCAGUUGGCUAGCUAUUCAAAAUAGACUUUGGACGGCUGAUAGACUGCACUCGAGAGGCUGGCCCCACAACCCGGUGUGCUCGCUGUGCCGAAGAGCACGUGAGACCGGAAACCACCUAUUCUUUGAGUGCAGAUUUACGAGACAUAUUUGGACUGAUCUUGCUAGCUGGAUAGCGGCGCCACCACUACUUCCAGACUGGAAGGCGGCAGAGUCACUUCACACAUGGUGGACAGCACUAGCGAGGACAACGGGAGUUUCGCGAAAGGGGAUUAAAUCUCUAAUCAUCCUCAUAUGCUGGGAGAUUUGGAAAGAACGUAAUGCACGGAUUUUCGAUCGCUUGGAGGCACCUUCUUUCAUGGUCAUAGCAAAGAUUAAAGAUGAAAUUUCGACUUGGAGUCUUGCUGGAGCAAAGCAUCUGGCUAAUUUAGUGAGCAGAGCUUAAGUGCUGAGCGUAAAAUGUCUCGCUUUGCUUCCGCUGUAAAUAGACGGCGUUUCUAUACACCUGUUGUACCUUUAGCCUUCUUUGGCUUUUCUCCUUUUUAAUAUAACAGGCAGCUCUCCUGCCAGUUCGUUCAAAAAAAAAAAAAAAGGAUCAGCAUGACUUGUGAGUGCAAACCUCCAUUAUAAGAAUUGCAGUUCGCGAUUCCUUUUCAUCAAGUGACAGAGUAACCAUUUCUUAGUUUUCAAAUCCAUUUUGUUUUUGACAUGGCAAUAUGCCAUUAUACUAUGAUUGAUGCCAGCCACAUGCCAGGACUCCACUAGUUUAUGAGCUGAGUAUAGAAUAAGAGUAUGUGUUUGCAUGUGACCACCAAAGGUUAGUUGGUCCCAAUUAUUGACUGAUUUCGGUUCUUACAACCGUAAAUAUCCGUAUACUAAUGUACGCUCCAUUUCUGACAGAUGCAGAUCACAUGCUUGUUUAUGCAAUAGCAAGGAAGCUCCCCCCCUCCCCCCCUUUUAUCUUGACAACUUCAUAGCCAACAUCACCUGCGCCCUGCAAUUGGUUACAUGAGCCUUAGAGUUGGUUUUGUAGGAGCUCCCGUGCAACUUCCCAUCUUUGUUCCACUCUCCCCACAUCUGAGAGCCUCCCAAGUGUGGAAGUUCCAAUGGUGGAUCCAAUGACCGUCACCACGGUUGGAUGGGGCAUCUUGGUUGAGAUAGACCAUGAGGUUGCUAUCUUGGUUUCUGCACAAUGAGAGGACAAAGAGGAAGAGAGUUGAUUCAAAACAUUUUUGUAAGGCAUAUUUUGAUUCAUUAGGAUAAGGCUUUGACCCAUAAUCACGCUGCUUGUCAAGUCCACCUCGGUUGAAUGACCAGCUUGCCCUCAUCCAGCUUACAUUGCAUUUUCCACCUUGGAGAUCCUGAUUUCUAGUCUAUAGGAACUUAUGUCUGGUUUUAUCAAUGUGUUUUAUGAAUUGCUUCGGAUCUUUCAGGGUAAUCAGGUCAGGAGGUAAUUCGGCUAGGCACUGAGAACUGAACUUAUGAAUUCCUGCCACCCUUCCAAUGGUAUCAGAUUUGCCCUGCCAACUAGCCAGCUUGGCUCAUGCUCUGUCUUGAAGAGUUUGCAGGUGAACAAGGCGCAGCGGCCCAAGGUGAGGGGUUAGAUGUAGAUAAAUGAGACUUUUCUGGCACCCAUAAGAUGGCGUCAUUAAAUAAAAGAGUGGUGGUGAUGGCUUGUUUCAAGAGAAAGGUAACAAGAUGCACGCCUAUCUAUAUAUCAUCUGGCAUUACUCCAUUAGCCGGCAGUGACACUAUUGGACUCAUGCUGGUUUAGAUGCUUUCUUUGCUGGCACCUGCUAUAUUUUACUCUCCAUCAUUUGUACCACUUGUAUUAAUAUUAAUAUAUUCUCCAUUUGCAUCAUUAGGUGCAGACUACUCAAUCCUUACUUUGCAAGGAAUCUAUGUCUUGUGUUCUUGACAAGUUAAAUGCAGCAUUCCCUUGCUUAAAGCUUCCAAGAGUUGCUGCAGCUGCGCAUUCUUGUUCCACAUCCACUUCCAGCUAGUCUGAGAGCUUCCAAUGCCAGAUCCGGUGACCAUCGCCGCGGUAGGGUGGGGCAUCUCAACUGCUGGUUGGCUUGUCUCUCCAAUUAUCUCCAAACUCCUCAACAAAUGCUUCUCCUACCUUGGUCCUAGUCCAGCACGUAAGCUCAAGAAACUGGAGAGUAAAGUCCUACAGCUGAAGCUGAUGCUUGAAGCAGCUGAGACUCUGCCUCAGAGGGGCGAACUAGAGCUAUGGGUGAAGGGCCUUAAGUCUGCGUUUUACGAAGCUGAGGACAUCCUUGACGCUAUAGAUUACCAACAGCUCGAAACUCGUAUCCUUUCUAAAAUUGAUGACAAGUCUACUGCAUCAACCAAUCAUAAGUCUGCUCUGUCCUGUUUUGGAUGCAAGAGAAAGAAUUUCAAUGUUCCAAUUGAAUCAAAAGCGAAGCUGAAGGCCAUCGUGAAUAAGAUAGAAAAACUAAUCAAUGAAGGACUCAAAUUUCUUUUGUUGCUCAAUCUGCCUGCUACUUGUGAGAAUAUCAACAAUAUAUCAAAUAAUAUCGUGAGAUCGUCCACCAGGAGGACCCAGAUUACUUCAGUGCCCCCAAGUGAUGUAUUUGGCUGUGAUAGGGAUAUUGAAAUGAUAAUACGAAUGCUUCGUGACACACCUGCUGAUGGUGAACCAAGCUCAAGUAGGACUAAAUGUUUUUCUGUAAUUGGUAUCUGUGGCAUUCCAGGGUCAGGAAAAACGACCCUCGCACAAUGUGUUUUUCAGAAAGAAAGGGAGGAUGAUUAUUUCGAUCAUGUCAUGUGGAUUCAUGUUUCCAAUAUUUUUGAUGUGCACACUAUUUCCACUGAGAUGUUAGAGAUAACAUCAGGUAGGAAAAGGGAACAACUCAUUAAUCUUGACAUGUUGCAAAGGGAACUGGAGGAAGAAAUUAGGGGCAGAAGAUUCUUCUUGGUACUAGAUGAUGUCUGGUACGACAAAGAUCCCAUUCAAAAACAGCAACUGGGUCAAUUACUUUCUCCAUUGAAGGCUGGGAGGAUGGGAAGCAAAGUUCUGGUGACCACUCGAAAUGCAGAUGCAGCAACAAGUCUUGGCGCACAGAAUCCACCUGUUCUGAUUUCUGAUUUGGAUGAGGAGGAUUUCUUCAAAAUGUUCAUGCAUCAUGCACUCGAUGCAACAAAUCGUGACCAGGCAUUUCAGUCGGUUGGGAGAGAAAUUGCUGGGAAGUUAGGAAGAUUGCCUCUUGCAGCAAGUUUAGUGGGAGGACAGCUAAGGAUUAGACCGCAUAUUGAUUUUUGGAGAAGCUCCCUGAACAGUGACUUGCUGAAUGAUUCUAUGAGGGCUCUAUGGUGGAGCUACCAACAACUUGAGGAGAAUGUCAAGAAAUGUUUUGCCUAUUGUAGUAUUUUCCCCAGAAGACGUGUGUUGAAGCGUGAUGAGCUUGUUCACCUGUGGAUAGCUGAAGGGUUUGUGAAGACUACCGAUGAAACAGAGGAUGUGGAAGGUGUCGGUCUUCGCUACUUUUAUGAUUUACUUUCAACCUCAUUUAUUCAACUAAAAACAAAGAUUGGUAGAGCAGAGUUCUUUACAAUACAUGAUCUAUUGCACGACCUAGCGGAAAGUGUUGCUGGAAGUGACAUUGCUAGAUUUGAGAAAGGCGUGGCACCUCAUAUUCCUCAAGAUACUCGGCAUAUCUUUAUGGAGUCCUACGACAGGACAGUGUUUGUGGAGCAGAUUUUAAAGUUGAAGACCUUGCGCACUCUGUUUAUAUCUUAUUCAACUGAGAGCAUGACUGACAUAGACUUUGAGCACAUGUUGAGGAAUCUAAAGAAGCUGCGGGUGGUUCGAGUGAGCCCCCCAUUGUCGGGAACGAUCCCAGCUUGUAUUGGUGAACUGAAACAUCUUCGCUAUCUUAGUUUCUUUGGGUCCCAUGUUCUCAAGAUGAUUCUGCCACCGACAUUCACCAAGCUCUACAAUCUGCAGAUUCUUUCUGCCUCGGAGAUACGUCAGUUGGCUUGUGCCAACAACGAGGGACUGGGCUACCUUGAGAAUUUGCGGUACAUUACGGGCUGGGGGUUCCACUUUCCUGACAUCGGUAGGUUGACCUCGCUCCGAACUCUAACUAAUUUCACAGUGGGGAAGAUAAGGGGUUAUGAGAUACAACAGUUGGAGCACCUGGACUACCUUGGUGACUCCUUGCUCAUCCAAGGACUUCAAAAUAUUAAAAGCGAGGCAGCUCGUCAGGCCAAGCUAGUGAACAAGACACGUAUCAAAGCUUUGGAGCUGCGAUGGGAUGCUCCCGAUCAAUACUCCAGUUUGAUGAUGGAAAAUCAGAAUGACCAGGAGUUGAAUAACUCAGCAGACCCUCAAGAGGAGGUCUUUGAGGCCCUUCUUCCACCACCCUAUAUCACUUCACUAAAAAUCUGUAACUACAGAAGAUCGGCAUACCCAGGUUGGUUGACUGGAGAACAGAGUCCCCUCACGAAUCUGCAAAAUCUGGUGUUCAAAACUUGCUUCGGACCAUCAGAUGAACCCCCUAGACUUAGUGAAUCUUUCAGGUAUCUGCACACACUUAUUAUUUCAACUUGCAAUUGGAAGUCUUUGCCUGAGAAUAUUGAGUGCCUGACAUCGCUCGAGAACUUGAUUGUCACUGACUGCUGGAAAAUUGAGUCACUACCAAGAUUACCUCCAUCCAUCAAGAAAUUUACACUCAGCAAUUGCAACCAAUCUUUCACAGAGAACUGUUGUGCGGUUGGACAUCCAUAUUGCGAUAUCAUUGAUCGCAUCCCAGAGACAUCCAUUUGCUAACUUGCCUUUAAGAACUGCACAUGAUUCCGACCAACGGUGCGAAGAUGCAUGGAGCUGGAGGACUAUCACGGAGGCAAACUACUACACAAACAUGCGUCCCUUAGCAGGACCACUCUAGAGCUCCAGUAACACCAAGUUUCAUGCUCGCCGUGUGAACCAGUUAUGUGAAGACAAUGUUUUUUGUAUCUCAUCUGAGACAAUGUGAAUUUAGUUUGGUGAACUUGUCAGUUUUUUCUUGUUUCGUUGUGAAUCUCUCAUGGGUGUAACAUUGGAUAGCUAUAUGUAUCAAUCGAUACGGAGGCUGGAAUAUUAAUACAUAUUCCUUUUUCUAAAAAAA
This is a messenger RNA of Panicum virgatum (switchgrass), 8038 nucleotides long. Its product is annotated as disease resistance protein RGA2-like. Gene Ontology annotation, molecular function: ATP hydrolysis activity; ADP binding. The transcript is spliced from 3 exons. Lineage: Eukaryota; Viridiplantae; Streptophyta; Magnoliopsida; Poales; Poaceae. The record is from RefSeq and is a predicted model, not a curated record. Gene Ontology annotation, biological process: defense response to other organism. Bases 4924 to 7701 code for a protein of 925 amino acids.